AUGGACGAAAUAGAAUACCUGCAGCCAGGAUUUGACCUGAGCUCCCUUACCAUGCCCCGUCUGCGCAACAUUCUCGUCAAUCACGAUGUCUCCUACCCUGCCUCCGCGAAAAAAGCACAGCUGAUCGCCAUCCUGGAGGACGAAGUCCUACCCCAGGCUAAGAAGAUAUUGCGCGAUCGCGAAAGAGUGAGGAGGACCAGCGCCGGGAUAACUGAUAUGGGCAGUCGAGCCUCAUCAGUCGUCAGCUCUAGGGAUGAGCGAGAAUCCAUGCCACCACCUGCCACCCCAUCCACCGUCGCUUCAACUACAAGCACAAGACGCGGCACAUCUCGACGAAGCGUCCGUGCUUCUACAAUCGAAACUGACGAGAUGCUCGCGCCAGCCACCCCGGCUACCUCCAAGCGAAAAAGCACCGCGCGGUCGGUGGGCAAGCACCCUCGUGCGUCGGAUACGGAAACCGGUGACGACAAUCUCGCUACACCGAUUGUUGCUGUCGGUACCUCACCGCGCAAAUCUACCGCGCGUAAGAUGCGGCGCAGCGAGGUUCUACCUUCCAUGGAGAUGGAUGACUAUACUCCUGUAAAGGCUGAGCCUAGGGACGAUGCUCUCCUGACAGACGACAAUCCCUUCCAGAGUGGAAGCCCGGAUUAUAGUGCGAGUCGGAGGUCUAGCUAUGAGCCUAAGCGCAAGAGUGGUGGACGCUUGUCUACUGAGAGCCCGGCCCGUAAGAGUGGAUUACGGUCGCGGAAAUCGACUACUCCUGGUAGCGUUAAGCAAGAGGAUGGGAUUAGGGCUCCUACGCGGGAAUCUUUUGACUUUGCUUCCCGCCUGAAGCCUACCAAGGAAGAGACCGAGGAAUCCGAAGAGGAGUCCGAAGAGGACGAGGAAAGUGAAUUGGGUGCCGGCGAGGAGUUUACGCCGGAAGAGCAGCUUGCUAUGGAGACCGAGCAUAUCAUCGCGUCCUGGUUCGUUAUCCUCGGGGUUCUUGGUAGCUUCGGUGCCUGGUGGCGCAAGGAGAAGAUCGAGAUUGGCUACUGUGGUCUUGGAAAACCUACCUGGUCGCUCACUGAGACCAAUGUCCCCGAAUGGGCAAACGUUCUCGAGCCACGCUGCGAGCCUUGCCCGCCUCAUGCGUUCUGCUACCCCGACUUUGAGGCUCGUUGUGAGCACGACUUCAUCCUCAAGCCUCACCCUCUCGCCAUGGGCGGUCUUGUACCUGUGCCGCCAACAUGUGAGCCCGACAGCGAGAAGGCACGCCGUGUCAAGGCGGUUGCGGAUAAGGCCGUAGAGGAACUCCGGGAGCGAAGAGCCAUGUAUGAAUGUGGUCAGCUCACUGAGGAUGGAAAGGCACCAUCACCUGAAAUCAGCGAGCCCAAGCUCAAGGAGGAAGUUGCCAAGAAGCGUCGCCGAGGCCUCAGCGACAGCGAGUUUGAUGAUCUAUGGAAGGGGGCCAUUGGCGAAAUCGUCGACAAGGAGGAGGUCGUCAGCAACACCAAGGAACCAUCCGUCCUCAUCCUAUCAUCAACAUCAACAGCCCGACUCCCACUCACAUGUGCCGCCCGCCGCUACGUCCGACUCGCUCUCCUCGCGUAUCGACUACCUCUUUCAUUUCUAGCUUUGGUCAUUGCGGCUCUGGCCUACGCCCGCUCUCGUGUUCGGGCACGCCGCUCUGAUAUCGCUCGCGUGCCCGAAUUAGUCGCAACUACUCUCGACCGCCUAUCCACUCAAGCUGCAUUGCAUGCCCGCGGUGGCGCCAUAGAGCCCUAUAUUCCUAUCAGCCAGCUGCGUGAUGACGUCCUGCGCUCUGAACUGCGGGACAAACGGCGCGAAGAGCUCUGGGCCCGAGUCCGCCGUGUCGUCGAAGGCAACGCCAACGUCCGUGCAGCCGUUCGUGAAGGCCGCAGCGGCGAUGUCGCGCGAUGCUGGGAAUGGAUUGGCGGUAUCGGAGGCGCCGGCGGUAACGGCGCCGAACUUGAAGGAAGCGCUCGUCGCGAGAGUGCUCGCUUUUCACUGCCUUCUCCUGCGGGGAACGCCGACGUGGAUCAGCAUCACAUGGACGAGACCAAGGACGAGCUAGCUACUAGUCCUCGACCAACCCGCCGCUGGGAUGAGGGCCGUCCGAUCUACUGA
Penicillium atrosanguineum is the source of this 2130-nucleotide messenger RNA. RefSeq names its product putative sister chromatid separation protein (Src1). NCBI's taxonomy places the organism in Eukaryota, Fungi, Ascomycota, Eurotiomycetes, Eurotiales, Aspergillaceae. The coding region runs from base 1 to 2130 and encodes 709 amino acids. The transcript has 3 exons. Gene Ontology annotation, molecular function: chromatin binding. The record is from RefSeq and is a predicted model, not a curated record. Gene Ontology annotation, cellular component: nuclear inner membrane.